AUGCGUAGACGAAACAUCAUUUUAUCAGAAAAAUCCUUUGAAGUUGGUCGCUACGAUUCGGCGAAGGCGCGUAAAUCCUUGUAAUUUAUGAAUAUGCUGGAGCAGCUGGACAGGGGAGAGGGCUUAUAUUGUCUAUGAUACUUUGAAUUUUCUAUGGUUAAGUUGAGGCUUUGGCUUGCCCUUCCAAUUGGUCUCGCUUGUAAAAGCGUGAAUUAAAGUCUCACAUGGAUUCUCUUCCUUCUUCUUCGAGUCCUUUUUCUUGUAAUUCACAGCUUUCUGGUACUGAUUCCCAAGCAUUAUGACUUCAAAGAAAUUCGGGGAAUCCUACUCACCAAACCCACCACGCUAAGCAAACGACCUAUAGCUACGGUGCUCUUUAUUACUCUUUCCCACUACUUCGUCCCUCGGGAAUCACAGAACACAGAUUCAAAAAGCUGGGUGAUCAGGACUCCAAAAUCGAGGCCGAUUUUGGGUCAUCCACAGUGGCAUCGUCGAAGUUUUUGUUUGAGCGCAGGGACGUCGCCAGAUCAUAGAAUAGCAACAAGAAGACCCUCUUUUGCUUCUUUCUUGUGGCUAUCGGAUUUUGAGUUGGAAAAUAUGGUGGGUAUAUUUUCAAGAUUUAUCGUUGGAAGGAAUGCCCAUCGACGGACGCAAAGCGCACUCGAUGAGAGGGAAUCAUUACCUCCAAAUUCUGAAGGUGCCGCUGGCCAGAGUGCUGUCACUACCACUCUUCAUGGAAUUGAAAUAGCAGUAGCGUUUAAGCCUGUUGAACACCCAACCGAGCCUCUUGACAAUGAUAGACCAAUUCAGUGCCCGUUACCAGAACCUUCAAUCAUUAAUGAUGGAAGAAUAUGGAAAGAGAGAGCAUCUGCAACAAUGCAUAGAAGAUCUGACGUGGCAGUGAUGAAGGAUGGAGGAACCCCUGAAUCCAAUGGUGCUGGGUCAAAGCCACGCACAACUCAUCCUAACAGAACGAUUCUGCCAUCACUCAGUGCCCCAGAACAUAAUAUCGUAAACCUUCUCGAAGAGUGUAACGCAUCAGGGAUAUAACCUGCUGUCAUAUGGAAGAAUUAGAAACUAUCGCUGUCAUAUGGAAGAAUUAGAAACUAUCUAUUUGAACACGGUGAAAAUUCUCUGGUUGCCGUCGUAGUUCAGCAGACAGUCAUUUGUGAUGUAACGACUUCUUUUCUUUAAAUAAAAGACUUCAUUGAAACA
This is a messenger RNA of Prosopis cineraria, 1215 nucleotides long. RefSeq lists its product as uncharacterized. The transcript has 4 exons. Bases 598 to 1050 code for a protein of 150 amino acids. The record is from RefSeq and is a predicted model, not a curated record. NCBI's taxonomy places the organism in Eukaryota, Viridiplantae, Streptophyta, Magnoliopsida, Fabales, Fabaceae.